UGCUAUCAACCUUCUUCUCCAUACUUUUAUAUUGCUAAAGCUCUCCCAACAAACUCAUGUAAGUUUGCUAAACAAUCACUUCAUUCUCUUUGAAAAGUUCUGAUUCAUGGAUUUCAGGUGGUGAACUAGUUUCUAUUUUGCCAAAUAGCUAGUUAACUGGAAUGAGAGGAGCAAUGGUUAACUCACCAGCUACAGUAGAGGCUAGGCAUCGUUUAUCUUCAUCAAUCGAAGACAUAUAUAAAAGAAGGUUGCAGAAGAGUAAAGUGAAAGGAAGCGAAAAGGGGUUCCAUGUCCCCAUUCAAGACAGGAGUUCUUGCUGCAAGUCUCCUCUCCUCAAACUUGCACUGAUCAUUGUUAUUUGUUUUACUAUAAUUGCACUCAUGCACCCUCCAGAAGUUGACCAUCUAUCUCACUCUGGUACAAGAUGGAUAUGGGGAGGAUCGGAUCCACGAUACUUAUCGGAUAUAGAUGUUAACUGGGAUGAUGUGAUGAAAGUUAUAGAGAAGUUUGGUGAACAGAAUGACUAUCAAGGAUUUGGCUUUUUGAACUUCAACAAAAGUGAAAUUAAUUAUUGGAAACACCUAAUACCAGAUGUCUCACACCUGGUUCUCCAACUAGAUUAUGCUGAUAGAAACAUAACAUGGGAAUCUUUAUACCCAGAAUGGAUUGACGAAGAACAAGAAACAGAAGUUCCUGUUUGUCCAGUUCUUCCAAAAGUUGAUGUUCCAAGAAAAAGACUUGACCUUAUUGCUGUUAAGCUUCCUUGUCGGAAUGAAUGCAAUUGGUCAAGAGAUGUUGCUCGCUUGCAUUUGCAGGUUGCAGCAGCAAAUCUUGCUGCUGCAGCUAAAGGGUUUUAUCCUGUUCAUUUGCUUUUUAUUACUAGUCGUUUUCCUAUACCAAAUCUUUUUCCUUGCAAGGAACUUGUGGCUCGACAAGGAAACGUGUGGUUGUAUAAGCCUGAUUUGAAUGUUCUGAGAGAGAAACUUCAACUUCCUAUUGGCUCUUGUGAACUUGCUCUUCCUCACAGGGAUAAAGAACCAUUUUAUUCAGGAAAUCCACGGCGAGAAGCAUAUGCAACAAUUCUCCAUUCUGCUCAUGUUUAUGUCUGUGGAGCCAUUGCAGCAGCUCAAAGCAUUCGCUUGUCAGGCUCAACAAGAGACCUCGUAAUUCUAGUUGAUGAAUCGAUCAGUUUAUAUCACAAAAGUGGACUUGAGGCUGCAGGAUGGAAGAUCAGGACAAUACAAAGAAUAAGAAAUCCAAAAGCCGAAAAAGAUGCAUACAAUGAAUGGAAUUAUAGCAAGUUUCGGCUAUGGCAGUUAACGGAUUAUGACAAAAUCAUUUUCAUCGAUGCAGAUUUGCUUAUAUUAAGAAAUAUUGAUUUCUUAUUUGGAAUGCCAGAAAUUUCUGCAACAGGAAACAAUGCUACUCUUUUUAACUCCGGAGUUAUGGUAAUUGAGCCUUCAAAUUGCACAUUUAAGCUACUAAUGGAACAUAUAAAUGAGAUAGAAUCCUACAAUGGUGGAGAUCAAGGUUAUUUGAAUGAAAUAUUUACAUGGUGGCAUAGGAUUCCAAAGCACAUGAAUUUCUUGAAACAUUUCUGGGUUGGUGAUGAAGAACAAGUUAAAAACAAGAAAAUUCGGCUUUUCGGUUCUGAUCCUCCAGUACUUUAUGUUCUUCAUUAUCUUGGAGUAAAGCCAUGGCUUUGUUUCAGGGAUUAUGACUGUAAUUGGAAUGUAGAUUUCUUUCAAGAGUUUGCAAGUGAUAUUGCUCAUGAAAGGUGGUGGAAAGUGCAUGACGCAAUGCCUCAACAGUUGCAUCAGUUUUGUUUACUGAAAUCAAAGCAAAAAGCUCAGUUAGAGUAUGACAGGAGACAAGCUCAGAAAGGAAAUUACUCGGAUGGACAUUGGAAGAUACAAAUCAAAGAUUCAAGAUUAAAGAAAUGUGUUGAUAAUCUUUGUUCUUGGAAGAGUAUGUUACGACAUUGGGGUGAAACCAAUUGGACUGAUGAUGACUUUUUCAAUCCAACACCUCCUGCUAUUUCUACAGCUUCUUUAACUGGGUUAUGACCUCCUUUUAUUUUAAUGUAAAUUAUACAGAAAAUACUUUUUUUUUUUCUUUUAUUUUCUGUCUUCAUUUUGAGGCAUAAGAGUUUUUUAGACUCAUUCUGUUCUGGAGGAACAGAGAUCUUUGAGGCUGCGUUUUUUUAUAGUGUACCUUUGUUUUUUGCAAGUUCUUAUUAGAGUUAUUAUAUAUUGUACAAUUUUCUCAAUGCUAUAAAUUUUCUCCUACUUACUUACAGUCA
This is a messenger RNA of Jatropha curcas, 2302 nucleotides long. It is a transcript of the gene PGSIP1, whose product is annotated as plant glycogenin-like starch initiation protein 1. The record is from RefSeq and is a predicted model, not a curated record. Gene Ontology annotation, molecular function: glycosyltransferase activity. Lineage: Eukaryota; Viridiplantae; Streptophyta; Magnoliopsida; Malpighiales; Euphorbiaceae.